UCUCUAUCCACUCUAAGUGACUUGAUUUCUGUUCCUUUCGCGUAUGAACACUACCUUUUUCGCUUGGUUUCUCUCCCUCUCGUCUUGUAUCUCAUUCGUAAAAGUUGUGUGUGCUUUCGCGUGACAUCAACUCGGCAUUUCGUAUACACACACGUAUUUGUACGUAGGAAAAAAAAAACGAAAAAAAAACGACGAGAAAUACAUUGCAAAAUUGACGUAUGUAGCAAUGUACGGCGCAACACACAAAAUCCAUUCAGGACAGAGACACAUAAGAUAUGUAUUAAUGUAUAGUCCGUUUGGCAUUCAAUUGUACAUACUUUCUCGCACUCACUCGAAUCCGACCCAGACACACUUAGCAACAUGCUAACAGCAGCAUUCACACUAACACACACAAAGAUGCUUGACACGCUCAAACCAUCGUGCAUCGCAGCAGCAGCAGCAGCAGCAGCAGGAGCAGCAGCAGCGACGGCAACAGCAACAGCAACAACGACAGAGAGAUAUAUACAGACUGUUCGCUUUCGCUCAUAUCAUCAAUUCCAAUCCGUUAGAAAUUGGGAGCGCGUGCGAAAGAAAGAAAUACAAGAAGUGAAUGUUUAUGUUUUGAUUGUUUUAUUUCAUUUUUUCCUCUGUGCCGCUGCUACUGCUGCUGCUAUACUUCACCCAAGUGCCAGCUUUUUUCCACUCUUCGCUCUAUUUUAUUGUCGUCUUGGUUUAAUGAAGCAAUAAAAGUGAAGUUCACGCAACACUGAACACUUUGCCCGGCUAAUGAAAAACACGAAAUCACAAUGUUAACACCGACAUCACAGGGUCAUACCAGUACGGUAAAUUUGGCCCAACUAACAGACGACACCAAAACAUGCUACAUCGCCCAACCGUUUGGCUAUGCAAAUUAUGCAUUGGUUAACCAAAUGCCAAUCGGUCAAACUGCAUCGACAGUUGCUGGCAUUGCUACGGUUGACAGCAAUGGACGAAUCCAAGUGGUCAAUAAGCCAAUCACAAACACCAUUUCCAACAUAAGCUUCAAGUGCGACGUAUGCGGACUGAUGUUUUCCCAUUUGACGCUGUUGAAUCAUCACAAGCGGAUCCAUACACAAGACGGGACGGAUGGCACGAACGAUCAACAGAUUACUGUGGUGACACAACAGGCUGGACAAAACUUAGUUCAAGCCAUGGACCAGCAAGUGCAAGGAGGAGACCAUCAACAGCACCAUCACCAUCAACAACAGCAUCAUCAACAGCAGCAGCAACACCAUCAACAGCAUCACACUGCUCAACAACAACACCAUGCCCAGCAACAGCAUCAUCAGCAGCCUCAGCACCAGACGCAUAUAAAAAUCGAUAAGACCAUAAAGUGUAUAACAUGCGGUGGUCCUGUACAGCAGAACCCAAAGCGUAAGGGUCCAAAAUUGAUACGAUGCGAAAAUUGUAUCAAUAACGAUGUGUCUUCGAUAAUGACACAACAGCGUCAAACACAAAUCUUUGUUGCACCCGAUGGUGAUGUAAAAUUCGAAAUGAAUCCAGACGCCAUGGAUGUAAUCAACGCACAAAAUGUCAUCGGUGUCAAUCAGGCCGGUACAUCACAGCAUCAACAUUUAAAGCAGCCGAAAAUUGAAAAUGCCGCUGGUUCGUCAAAUCAAGCCGGUUACUAUCCGGUGAAAAAGCGAAAUAUGGCAGCCGUCACAAAAUGUCACAAAUGCAACGGAUCCGGUGUGAUAUUCAUCGGAGGACAUAAAAAUUCAAAAGUUCCGCCACAGGAAAAGCCUUUCCAUUGUAACAUUUGCGGUGGUUCAUUCUCGCGGUACUCGAGUUUAUGGUCACACAAAAAAUUGCACAGCGGUGAAAAGAACUACAAAUGUUCGAUUUGUGGACUUGCAUUUGCCAAAGCGGUCUACUUAAAGAAUCAUUCGCGUAUCCAUACUGGAGAGAAGCCAUACAAAUGUCAAACUUGCGGUAUGCAGUUUUCUCAAUCGCCACACUUGAAGAACCAUGAACGCACACACAGCGGUGAAAAGCCAUAUGUUUGCGAAGUCUGCGACAAAGGAUUUGCACGCCACGCCACAUUGUGGAACCAUCGUCGCAUUCACACUGGGGAGAAACCAUACAAAUGUGAGACAUGCGGUUCGGCUUUCAGUCAGGCAGCCCAUUUGAAGAACCACGCCAAGGUACACAGUGGAGAAAAGCCAUUUAAAUGUGAAAUUUGUACAGCCGCCUUCGCCGAUCGUUUUGCUUUGAAGAGGCAUCGAAGAAUUCACGAGAAAUAUGGUCAAACAGCACCUCGUCAACCGGCCGUCAAUCCGGAUGAACAGAUGAUCGUUCACAAAGAGGAAAUCUUGGAUCCAGAGGACAAUGACGAAAAUCAGCAAGUUGUUUUGACUGGCAUCUAAACAUCAUCAAAUCAGACAAUGGAAACAAUAAUUAAAUCUAAACACAUUUUGCGAAAGCCCUGACCGACACAAUACAUGUUACACACACGGAAUUCGGAUCGAUAUAUAAAACUAAAUGCUAAACCGCUAAAACAAACAUUUACUAUACAAUCCGUGCGAUAUAGUAAAUAACAAACAAAUUUUAAUACAAUUACAAGUUAAGUGAAUGAAAAACAAAAAACAGAGCGAAUAAAACGCAUUCAGAUGAAAAACCGGUAGAGCGACCGAUUAAAACAGAAAAAAAAACAUUACACAAAUUAAUGUGCUAGCAUCCAUAGAUCUAUAUAGCAUUAAAAUAGCGUUAAGAACUUUCUAAAAAAAAAACAACAACUAAACACACCAACAAACCAUCAGAUUAAAAUUAUCGUUAUUGAUAAGGAAUUGGUGUAUUUCAAUAGAAACAAACACACGUACACAGAAACGAUGAUUUCGUCAUUAGUUCGAUACUUGAAAUUCAAGUAGGGAGAAUAAAUGGAAAAAUUGAAAUAUGAAGGUUUAGAGGCGAACAGGUGGAACAUGUGCGAAUCAGAUCUAUGAGACAAGAAUAUUUUAACAUUGUUUAUUUUUAUUAUAUUUUUCUCUUCAUUCUUAUAUUUUCUGUAAAAAUAAAACAAAGGAACAAUCAACAAACAAACACAUACACACACAAUAAGUUUGGAAAUAAGUUUGAGUUUGUACAAAUGGUAUUUAGUAUGCACCGACAACCUAAUUCAUCGCUUCAUGUAAAUCAAUUGGAAAAAGUCAUUCAAAAAUCACCUAACUAGCACCGGUCGAGUGCUAUGCCAUCGUCGUUGGCAAAUAACGAUGAAUAGAUCCAUGCCCAACAGAAGACAGAAAAAUCUUGGACAAUACAUUUUCGACAUAACCAAAACCACACACAACACACACACACAAACCCACACAAACAAACAAAACAUGAAACAUUAUAGUUUAACGCGAUUCGAUGCAAAAACAAAAACAAUAUCCAUAGAAAUAGUCCAGUUGCAUUAAUUUGUAAAUAAAUUCUAAGAUUUUUCGAUUCAUUACUGUACUAACCUUUUAAUAUUUUAAUAAAGAAAAUUUAGAAUAGCA
Messenger RNA from Sitodiplosis mosellana (orange wheat blossom midge), 3494 nucleotides. RefSeq names its product zinc finger protein 677 (gene Clamp). The coding region runs from base 786 to 2384 and encodes 532 amino acids. Gene Ontology annotation, cellular component: nucleus. Gene Ontology annotation, molecular function: DNA-binding transcription factor activity, RNA polymerase II-specific; RNA polymerase II cis-regulatory region sequence-specific DNA binding. The record is from RefSeq and is a predicted model, not a curated record. Lineage: Eukaryota; Metazoa; Arthropoda; Insecta; Diptera; Cecidomyiidae. The transcript is spliced from 10 exons. Gene Ontology annotation, biological process: central nervous system development; regulation of transcription by RNA polymerase II.